Molecule: messenger RNA, 1431 nt
Organism: Penicillium verrucosum
Lineage: Eukaryota; Fungi; Ascomycota; Eurotiomycetes; Eurotiales; Aspergillaceae
Exons: 1
Coding region: 1-1431 (476 amino acids)
Source: RefSeq, a predicted model, not a curated record
AUGUUCCAACCCUACAACCUUACUCCGUUAGACCAUUUUUCACCUCCAGGACAUUUCAGUAUAUCUCUCACGUUUAGUUUAAUUGACAAGGAUCGUGUUCACGUCCUUCAGCGAAUGGAGGAUGCGGUGGCUCGUCUGGUCUCCAAAUUUCCCUUCCUGGCCGGGAUGGUGGUACCGUCUACCCAGCCAGAUGGUAGAAGUAACGCACUUCAGGUGCGGCCUGCCACUGCUACCGAGCUUGAAGAUUGCCCUAUCCUGGUUACCCAGCAUCAUACAGAGUCCACCGCUGUUGCCGUGGAUGGGAAACUCAACACUGCCUUGAUGCCGUUCCCAAUCGUCUCUCCACCACGUAACCCUUCUCCUGUGCUACGGUUAAAGGCCAAUGUGUUGGAAAGCAAGUUGUACCUGGUGUGUUGCUUUGAUCACCGAGUAAUGGAUGGCUCAGGCUUUUUGCGUUUGGCUGCUACUUUGGCCGCUUUCUGUGGAGAUCUAAAUGCCCCAGGACCAUUCACAACUCCACAUGAACAAGAAGAAACAAGGCAGCAUAUCAAGGAGGUUGCCUCUACAGCCACACCGCACGAUCUUCAAUGGACGACCUUUCCUACUCCAACAAGCGAAGACAAAAUUCCCACGGAUUAUAGUCGAGUGCCCAUCAGUUCUCCUCAUGUACUCGAUGGCCAAAGGAUAAAAAUGCUGCACGAGGCCUGCAAUUCGGCUUUACAAACUCUUCCUGGGAAAUAUAAGAAGGAUCUUCCCGGGAUGUCCCUUCCACCUAGUCUGGUCGUCACCGCGCUAGUGGGAAUAUGCAGCAGUCGUGCCCGCUUGAGGGCUUUCCCCAAUGAGCCGGAACUCUCGUCUAAGAUGUUCAUCGUGGAAAAUAUUCGAAAGGCACUCGAUUUACGCCGGGGAUAUAUGGGAAACACUAUCGUGGGCACCGAAAGCAAGUGUGAUGGCUCUGCACCUCCUCCACCUGUGGCCUUGAGAAAUAUCAAUGUGCCAGAGCCUCUCAGCCCGGUAGGGCCGGAAGAUAUCUGGCGGAUCUGCAACGUUGCCCAGUCUCUCCAGGAAGCAUCAGGGCUCUUGAACAAGCAGUAUGCGCAGGGUGUGGUCGCGAAAAUGUCCCGCGAGCAUGAUUGGAGUUCAUUCCGACCUGGAUGGGGGGUCAAUUUUCUUGUAUCUAAUAUCAAGUCAGCAUCGCCUUAUGUGGAGUAUGGCCCACUCGGAGAUCUUCAGUUGUUCGACUUGGUUUUCGAUACAGUUCCUGGCUUUUGCUGGAUAAUGCCUAACCUUCCGUCUGAUGCUGCAUCAUCUCAUUCAUGCUGGAGAUUGCGAUGGAUUUUGGAACGGGCGGCGAUGGAGUGUCUAUCGAGCGAUCCCCUCUUCCAGUGGGCUUCCGCUCCUAGUACAGUCUCCACGUCCGCCGGUAUCUAA